GACCACCCUUGCUCAUGUUAGAUCUCUUAUACGUGAGCAUAACCUUGACUUUGCGGCUUUUUUAGAGCCUAUGACUCGUGACCCUUCUUUUGACAUAUACUCGCGGCGCCUCGACUUUCAUGCCGGGAUGGGAAACACCUCUAACAAGAUUUGGUUUUUCCACUCGCGUGACUUUACUUGUCAGAUCCUUCGAGAUACUGAUCAAGUCUUGCACGUGAAGCUCACCGCCGCCCAUCUUCCGGAGCCGAUCUUCCACACUUUGGUUUACGUCAGUU
Molecule: messenger RNA, 275 nt
Organism: Striga hermonthica
Lineage: Eukaryota; Viridiplantae; Streptophyta; Magnoliopsida; Lamiales; Orobanchaceae
Source: the annotation of a GenBank genome assembly